Molecule: messenger RNA, 1284 nt
Organism: Molossus molossus (Pallas's mastiff bat)
Lineage: Eukaryota; Metazoa; Chordata; Mammalia; Chiroptera; Molossidae
Gene: LIPT2
Product: lipoyl(octanoyl) transferase 2
Exons: 2
Coding region: 1-696 (231 amino acids)
Biological process (GO): protein lipoylation
Cellular component (GO): mitochondrion
Molecular function (GO): lipoyl(octanoyl) transferase activity
Source: RefSeq, a predicted model, not a curated record
AUGCGACUACCGGUAGUCCAGCUCGUGCGACUGGGUCGGGUGCCGUAUGCUGAGCUACUGGCAUUGCAGGAGCGCUGGCUGCGGCUGCUGCAAGCGGAGCCGGCCAUCGAGGCCCAGUCGAGGACUGAGGCGGGUGCACUUCUGGUCUGCGAGCCCGCGGGGCCUGUGUACACUGCGGGGCUGCGCGGCGGCCUGACGUCCGAGGAGGUGGCGCGGCUGCGGGCCUUGGGGGCCGAGGUGCAGGCCACAGGCCGCGGCGGCCUGGCCACUUUCCAUGGGCCGGGCCAGCUGCUUUGCCACCCAGUACUCGAUCUGCGGCGCCUGGGCCUGCGCCUGCGCACACACGUGGCGGCGCUGGAGGCGUGCGCCGUGCGCCUGUGCGAGCUCCAGGGUCUGCGGGGCGCCCGCGCACGGCCACCGCCCUACACCGGCGUCUGGCUGGGCGAGCGGAAGAUCUGUGCUAUCGGAGUCCGCUGUGGAAGGCACAUCACAUCCCACGGCCAGGCCAUUAACUGUUCUACAGACCUCACGUGGUUUGAGCACAUUGUGCCCUGUGGGCUGGUUGGGACAGGCGUCACUUCCCUGAGUAAGGAGCUCCAAAGGCACGUCACUGUAGAUGAAGUAAUACCACCUUUCCUGGAGGCCUUUAAGGAGACUUAUAAGUGCACCUUGAUCUCAGAGGACAAUUCCAACUGAAAGACGUUCAUGUUAUCACAGCCAGGAGGUCCUACCUUGGAAAGCAUCAAGCCAGACUUAGAGUCAAGGAAACCCAGAUUCUACAUUUGAUCCUGUCAUUCACUCACCAUGAGACUAUGGGCCAAUCAAGAGCUCUUAGCCAUUGUUUUUAUAUGUAAUCUGGUUUAUUUAUAUCUUCCCCACCUACCUCAGAUAUAGAAGUGAAAACAUGAAAAGUAACAUGUUUUUUAAAUAUGAUGCAUUAGCACUACUAUUGAUACCACUUUCUAAGAUUAGAGUGUCAUUUCUCCAUUAUUUAUUACUUCCUCAAUACUGUAUUUAGUUGGGCAAUUUUGGGCUUCUGGUUCCUUUGAUUUUGUGGGAAUCAUGUCUCUGGGUGACCCUGGUGAAGGUGAUAUGAUGUGGUACUUCCUGCAAUAAAGGGAAAAUCUCUUUAAAGAAUAGAAUAGGAUCCUGUCUUCCUGGAUUGCAUUCCUUCAGCCUGAUAGCUAUUUUUAGUUAGGUUUCCUAAAUGAGGCUAGAUACUGGGGGGAAGAUAAGAACAUUUCCCAAAGACAGAAGUGGGUUUUUCUAUAUAAGAUCUCUAAG